AUGGAUUCAAAGAAAUUAAGUAAAAUAAUAGAGCUAAUUUUCUUAUCAAUUGCUUGGUUAUCAGUACUAGCCUGUUUGAUUAGAACAGAUUUUAAUUUCCCUUUUGCUUUCUUUUGCUAUUAUUUAUGGAUAUCAAGAGAUGACAAAGCCAAUUCCUUAAUGUUAAUGGUUUUAAAUGGAAUCUUAAUUUUAGUUGAUUUAAUUUGGUUAUUGUCAGUUGGAUCUAUUUGGACUGCCACAGAAAAAAAUAAUCCUGUUUGGGGUAGAUUACAUGGUCUCCAUGUUUUCGUAAUCUUCAUUAGCAUUGUGAAUGCCUUAUUAAAAGUUGGAGCCAUUGUAGCAAUAAAUUCUUAUAGAGGGAAUUAACAACAAGUUGCUGGUCCAGUUGGAACUUAGAAUCCUUAAUAAAGCGGAUUUAAUGACAUGUCUUAGAAUAGAUAAUAACCAUAUGCUUAAUUUUGA
Messenger RNA from Paramecium tetraurelia, 462 nucleotides. RefSeq lists its product as uncharacterized. NCBI's taxonomy places the organism in Eukaryota, Ciliophora, Oligohymenophorea, Peniculida, Parameciidae. The transcript is spliced from 5 exons. The record is from RefSeq and is a predicted model, not a curated record.